Pelecanus crispus (Dalmatian pelican) is the source of this 424-nucleotide messenger RNA. NCBI's taxonomy places the organism in Eukaryota, Metazoa, Chordata, Aves, Pelecaniformes, Pelecanidae. The record is from RefSeq and is a predicted model, not a curated record.
AUGAUGAACAGCAGCAUGAGCUCCGGCUCCGGCUCACUCCGGACGAGCGAGAAGAGAUCUCUCUAUGUCCGAGCCCUGUUUGACUACGACCGGACCCGGGACAGUUGCUUGCCCAGCCAGGGGCUCAGCUUCUCCUACGGGGACAUCCUGCACGUCAUCAACGCCUCUGAUGAUGAGUGGUGGCAAGCCAGGCUUGUCACGCCCCAUGGUGAGAGCGAGCAGAUCGGGGUCAUCCCCAGCAAGAAAAGGGUGGAAAAGAAGGAGAGAGCGCGGUUGAAAACGGUGAAGUUCCACGCCCGGACUGGCAUGAUUGAGUCCAACAGGUCGAUCAAAACGAAACGUAAAAAGAGUUUCCGCCUCUCUCGAAAGUUUCCAUUUUACAAGAGCAAAGAGAACCUGGCCCAGGAGAGCGGCGGACAGGAAC